Messenger RNA from Angiostrongylus costaricensis, 333 nucleotides. Lineage: Eukaryota; Metazoa; Nematoda; Chromadorea; Rhabditida; Metastrongylidae. The record is from the annotation of a GenBank genome assembly.
AUGAUGGGACAGUCAGCAAUGUUUUUCAUGCUCAUUCUUGACUUCCUCUUCGCGAUUAUCAUUCCACUCAGGCAUCGCAUGUUCACCAAUCUGCAUUACGUCUUCUACAUGUGCAUACCUCCGUUCCUAUUCGCUUUUGUUACUGUGAUCUUUUGUUUCUUCUUUAUGAACGACGACCUCAUCGAUUUCUGCACACCGGCUCAAACAUUUCCACGUAAAAUAGCGUUUAUCUCCUACGUGGUCAACGGUACGAACAUUGCCACCCUUAUGCUACUCCUCUCGGUUUUUGUUGCAGUCAGGAAAAGUCAAGCAGGUGCAAUCUGUCUUCUAUAA